Messenger RNA from Coccinella septempunctata (seven-spotted ladybird), 2188 nucleotides. It is a transcript of the gene TM9SF3, whose product is annotated as transmembrane 9 superfamily member 3. The record is from RefSeq and is a predicted model, not a curated record. Gene Ontology annotation, cellular component: membrane. The transcript has 9 exons. NCBI's taxonomy places the organism in Eukaryota, Metazoa, Arthropoda, Insecta, Coleoptera, Coccinellidae. The coding region runs from base 136 to 1875 and encodes 579 amino acids. Gene Ontology annotation, biological process: protein localization to membrane.
UUUGUCACUUUGACAGCCGUCUUUUUGUGUACGUGUGUAUUCCCAUAAAAUGGCAAAUUUGGAUGAUAUUUGAAUAAUUCAUGGCUUAAAUCAGUCGAUUAUAAUAUUGCAACUAAUUAAUGAGUUAAUGUUAACAUGGAUCAUUCAAGGCUUUGCAUGUUCCUAGUACUGUUUACUACUGGGGUGUAUUCUGAUGAACACAAUCAUAUAUACAAAGAUAAUGAAGAAGUGGUACUAUGGAUGAAUACUGUUGGUCCAUAUCAUAACAGACAAGAAACUUAUGCUUAUUUCACUUUACCGUUUUGUGUCGGAGUCAAAGAUUCAAUAAGUCAUUACCAUGAAACCCUCAGUGAAGCAUUGCAGGGUGUUGAACUAGAAUUUAGUGGUAUUGAAAUCGAAUUUAAGAAUCCUGUUCCAAAACAUACUACAUAUUGUGCAGUACAGUUAGAUUAUGAAAAAUACAAGGCAUUUGUUUAUGCUGUUAAAAACCAUUACUGGUAUCAAAUGUAUAUUGAUGACCUCCCAAUUUGGGGUGUUGUUGGAGAGGUAAAGGACAAUAAUUAUUUCAUUUGGACGCAUAAGAAAUUUGAAAUAGGUUAUAAUGGACAGCAAAUCAUUGAUGUUAAUUUGACUUCCGAAGAGAAGGUUUUGCUGGCACCUGAUGCCAAACUUAAGUUUACUUAUGAAGUGAUUUGGAAGCCUGUUUCUACAGCGUUCAAUGAUCGUUUUGAUAAAUAUCUUGAUCAUAAUUUCUUCCAACAUCGGAUACACUGGUUCAGUAUUUUCAAUAGUUUUAUGAUGGUCAUAUUUUUGGUUGGAUUGGUUUCAAUGAUUUUAAUGAGAACUUUGGGAAAAGAUUAUGCUAGAUAUAGUAAAGAUGAGGAUAUAGAUGAUAUGGAGAGGGACUUAGGUGAUGAGUAUGGUUGGAAGCAAGUGCAUGGAGAUGUUUUCAGACCUGUAUCUAAUGCUGUUUUGUUUUCUUCAUUGAUUGGAGCAGGUCAUCAAUUGACCCUUGUUGUAUUUUCUGUUAUAAUUUUUGCUAUCUUAGGAGAAUUAUACACUGAGCGAGGAUCUCUUCUUUCAACUUCAAUCUUUGUUUAUGCCAUCACUUCUCCGGUGAAUGGUUAUUUUGGAGGAUCCCUUUAUGCACGAAUGGGCGGCAAAAUAUGGAUCAAACAAAUGCUUCUUUCUGCAUUUCUGUUGCCUGUACUAGUUUGUGGAACAGCUUUCUUCAUAAACUUCAUAGCUAUUUACUAUCAUGCCUCUAGAGCAAUUCCAUUUGGUACUAUGGUUGCUGUUACUUGCAUCUGCCUGUUUGUUAUUCUACCCCUCACACUAGUAGGAACAGUUCUGGGAAGAAAUUUAGCUGGUCAGCCAGAUUAUCCUUGCAGGAUAAACGCAGUGCCCCGUCCUAUACCAGAAAAAAAAUGGUUUAUGGAGCCUGGGGUCAUCAUUCUUUUGGGCGGCAUAUUACCAUUCGCAAGUAUUUUCAUUGAGAUGUAUUUCAUCUUUACUUCCUUCUGGGCAUAUAAGAUCUACUACGUCUAUGGAUUCAUGCUGUUGGUGUUCUUGAUUUUGAUGAUUGUAACUGUUUGUGUUACCAUAGUUUGUACCUAUAUAUUACUGAACGCAGAAGAUUAUCGUUGGCAGUGGACAUCCUUCUUGGCAGCAGGCUUCACUUCUGGAUAUGUUUAUUUAUAUGCCAUAUACUAUUUCUUCUUCAAAACAAAGAUGUAUGGAUUGUUCCAAACAGCGUUCUACUUUGGAUACAUGGCACUUUUCAGUGGUGCUCUAGGAAUAAUGUGCGGAACUGUUGGAUACACCGGUGCCAGUAUAUUUGUGAGGAAGAUUUAUUCCACAGUUAAAAUAGACUGAAAAGUGAUCGAAAUGCUACAACUGUAUAUAGUAAUUUUUUGUUGAUUGGUGAAUUUUAAUUCACGAUUUUAGAAUAUAUUAGAGGUAUUCAAAUCAAUAAUUUAUGUUAAUAUGUUAUUUUAAUGCCAGUUAGGUUAUUUUUUUAUACAAAAUAUGAAGAAGUUCAUAGUUUUUUUUUUGCGAAUAUUAUAUCAUUGAUUUAUUCAAAUUUGAAUUUCUUAUGUGUCUGCAAUAAACUCGUAUGAAAAGUUUAUUCGUAUUUUCAAACGUUGUAGUCAAUUUCAAUUUUGAAUAAAAUAUAUAAAAUCCCAAA